Molecule: messenger RNA, 705 nt
Organism: Histoplasma capsulatum G186AR
Lineage: Eukaryota; Fungi; Ascomycota; Eurotiomycetes; Onygenales; Ajellomycetaceae
Exons: 1
Coding region: 1-705 (234 amino acids)
Molecular function (GO): acyltransferase activity, transferring groups other than amino-acyl groups
Source: RefSeq, a predicted model, not a curated record
AUGGCAGAAGCCCAAGAGAAAUAUCAACACCAAUUCCAAUCCCAAUCACCUCCUUUCCCGACUCAGGAAUGGGUACAGUUCUUCCCAUCCCCAUCUCCCAAAUCUCCUGCUGGAACCGCAACCACAACAACAUCAUCAACAAAAAAAGACGAAAAAGUGAAGUACAUGAUUUCGACAGACCCGUCCCUUCUCUCCCUCUCCGCUCUGGACAGCGCCUUCACGCAAGAAUACAUGUACUGGGUCAAACCGCUCCCAGCACCCGUUUUGAAGGAUAUGAUAGACCGCUCGUUAUGCUUUGGGGUGUACAGAUGUAGUCACAGUAACAUCGCCAAUGAUAAUGGUAAUGUUGGUGUUGAGGUUGAUAUCGAUACCGAUGCCGAUCCCGCUACCGCUCGCAAUAUGGAUGCCACCACAAACCUCACCCAAAUCGGCUUCGCACGCUUAAUCACCGAUAACGUCACUUUCGCUUAUCUAACUGAUGUGUACAUCCUCCCUGAAUACCAGGGGACAGGCCUGGGCUCUUGGUUGUUGCAGUGUGUCAAUGCGUGGGUAGAUGGAAGGGGAGAGUAUUUUAGACGAUUCAUGAUGGUGACAGUCGGCGAAAGGGCGGAAGGCUACUACCAGCGCGUCAUGGGCGUGGAGACGCAGGGGAGAAAAGGAGAUGUUUUUAUUAUGGGGAAGAAGGGGAAGGGUGCCGUAGUUUAG